Monosiga brevicollis MX1 is the source of this 1393-nucleotide messenger RNA. RefSeq lists its product as uncharacterized. Gene Ontology annotation, biological process: protein deneddylation. The transcript is spliced from 11 exons. Gene Ontology annotation, molecular function: deNEDDylase activity; metallopeptidase activity; protein binding. NCBI's taxonomy places the organism in Eukaryota, Choanoflagellata, Craspedida, Salpingoecidae. The annotation marks the transcript as partial. Gene Ontology annotation, cellular component: COP9 signalosome; cytoplasm. The record is from RefSeq and is a predicted model, not a curated record.
UUUGGGAGACGCGCAGAGAAACGGCAGUCGGCUGGGGUGUCGGGAGGGAUAGCACGCGCUGGAUGUUACUGGUCAUCUUGUUAGCGUGGUAUCUCAAGCAAUCAAUAUCAUCAUCUCUGUUUGCCUGUGUGAUUUGAGUGAGCUUGUGAAGCAAUUGCUGCCGACGCGGCGACGCGGACGGCGCAGAGAGUUCUUUGGGCAAACCAACGGGAAGAGGACGCCUUGGUCCGUCGUGGCAUCUUCGUGCUUCUCUCCAGUUGUUUCUUGACUGGCAUUGACGGCAGGGAGCCACUUGCCCCGCCGUCGCUUACACGCGCCUGCAUGAGUGUGCCGCUUCCGAAACGGACGAGCUCCAGCGCAAACGGCAUGAGUGCUUCGUCAGAACCCCUGUCCAAGGAGGCCAAAAUGGCCCUGGAUAACUUCAUUCAAAGCAAUGGCAUCGAGGCAGUUGACGACAUUUAUCGCUACGAUCGAGAUGCCCACAAUGCUCAGGUCAUGGCUGAAGGCUACAAGCAAGAUGUGCAUUACUUCAAGAAGGCUCGCAUUUCAGCGCUUGCACUCUUAAAAAUGGUGAUGCAUGCUCGAUCCGGCGGCAAGCUGGAAGUCAUGGGCAUCAUGCAGGGCAAAAUUGAUGGCGACACCAUGAUUGUCAUGGACUCUUUUGCACUUGCCGUCGAAGGCACUGAGACCCGCGUGAAUGCUGGUGAUGCCGAAGCCGGCUACAUGGUGACGUACAUGGAAAUGAUUCAACGGGUUGGGCGGCACGAAAAUAUGCUUGGCUGGUAUCAUUCCCACCCGGGCUAUGGAUGCUGGCUUUCCGGCAUUGACGUGGCCACCCAAUCCACCAACCAGCUCCAUCAGGAUCCCUUCCUGGCCAUUGUGGUGGAUCCAGUGCGCACGGCAGCCUCUGGCAAGGUCGAACUUGGCGCUUUCCGCUGCUACCCCCCGGAUUAUGUGCCCAAAGAUGCUCCAAAGUCCGAGUACCAGACCAUCCCCUCGGACAAGAUUGAGGACUUUGGCGUUCAUGCCAAUGCGUAUUAUCCCUUGGAGGUGUCGUAUUUCAAAUCCAGCCUGGAUGACAUGCUUCUUCGAUCCCUUUGGAACCAAUAUUGGGCUGCAACCCUGGCUUCCUCGCCCCUGACCACCAGCGCCGCAUACAUCGACGGCCAGCUGGCCGACGUGGCCACCAAGUCACAGCAACAAGCAGAAUCGAGCUUGAGCGGUCCGAUGCGCUCGCUGACCAUGUGGAUAGAGCCCAAGAGCAAAAAAGGCGUUGAUGACCUUACCAAGCUCAUUCAGGACAGCUCCAAAGUGGCAAUGGAGUUGAGCAAGGGCACCAUGAGUCAGCAUCUCAAGGAGCAGCUCUUUAACACCAAUUUUGCUUCCCCGUCCA